This is a messenger RNA of Trichoplusia ni (cabbage looper), 4194 nucleotides long. RefSeq names its product cyclin G (gene CycG). The record is from RefSeq and is a predicted model, not a curated record. The transcript is spliced from 11 exons. The coding region runs from base 632 to 1720 and encodes 362 amino acids. Lineage: Eukaryota; Metazoa; Arthropoda; Insecta; Lepidoptera; Noctuidae.
AAGUUCAAAGCGAGUCAGUUAUUUUUGUACCUUGUCUCGAUACGCGUCUAGGAAUUUCGCCAUUUUACAUUUUAUACCAUACAAUUUUAGUAUCGUUAGUUCAUAAUAACUGUAGUUAUUGUUUGAUAUCGUGACAUACCGUUAAAAUAAUUUAAAAUAUAAAGGAAGUCUUUGUUCCAUAAAGUGUUUGUUAGAAGCGACGUUGCCGUUCUUCCAUACAACUUUUCUAAUAAGAGAAAUUAGCUUCAGAAUAAUUUCUUCAAUUAAAGUUUAGCAUUCUAAGUUAAAUCUGUGAUAACAUAGUUCGUUAAUUCAUCAAGUAAUGCUCCAGUGUAUUGAAAUGUGUGAAUUUGAACGUUAUACACUAUCUGACGCAAUAGCAACCUGGCAACAGCGCGAAGAAUCGGACUGAAUUUAUUACUGAUGUAUUAGUAAAACCCAAUCGGAUUACACACAUUCUUUCACAUCCUUCAACUUUUUAUGAGGUACUAGGGCCUCCGCGCCCGGUCGCACUAAACGGGUACGAGCUCAGGGAGGAUCGGUGCGGGCAUAUACAACGGAAACAAACGCUGAUUGCUCCUGCACUCGCUUCGGUGCCGAUUCACCCUCCGCUCGCGCAAACGAACCCGAUAUGUUGAGAUCGGGCGCGGGGCACCCGGAUGCUGCCCGCUCGCAGGCAUCCACGUCGCGUCAGCUCAGCCCCGAGGAGGAGGCGCAGCGCCUCUACGCGACCCUCAACGACUACCUGCUGCUCGAGCACAAGGCCCAGCCAAGGCUGUGUCUGCCGGUCGAGUCUGAGAAUGGUGAGGUGACGACCGGCGCUCGCGACGGCGCGGCCCACGUCCUCAGAUGUCUCAAAGUUUGGUUCGAUCUGCCCGCUGACGUGCUCAUCAAUGCCAUCAACCUGUUUGACAGGUUCCUAACAAAGAUGAAGGUCCGUCCGUGUCACGUGCCAUGCAUCACGGUCUCCUGCAUGAACAUCGCCCUCGAGCAGUACGCCGCCGAGACCAACACCAAGCGAAGCAUCUCUGUCGAGGAGCUCGUAUCCAUCUCGCAGUCUGCGUGCACGGCGGGCGACGUGGUCCGCAUGUCGCGCGUGCUGGUGGACAAGCUGAGCCUGGCGGGCGGCGCGCGCGCGGCCACGGCGCUGGACUGGCUGCGCCUGCUGCGGGCCGUGCUGCUGCUGCACGCGCCCGCUGCCAGCGUGCAGGAGGAAGAGCUAGUCCAGCUGCUGGAGAUCGUAUCGUGUGACGCCGCGUGCGUCAACACGCGCACCAGCGAACUGGCGCUCGUCGUGUUGUACUACAAGCUGGAAGAACAGCUAGCGGAAUGGUCCCGCGCCAGCGAGGAAGGCGGCGCCCUGCCAGAAGACGCCUACGUCCUCAUCGACUUCGCGCGGCAACUGCAGGCACAUUGCAACAUGAGUGAAGCCGCCCUGAGCCACGCCCGCACUCGCGUCCGCCACGUGGUGUCCCGCUACGAGCGCUGCGAGGCGCGCCGCGACCAGCGCCAGCGGCUCGUGUGGCGCCUGUCCGAGAGGACGCUCAAGGUGCUACGGCCGACAGACCGCCUCACAUCCUUGCUGCCGACCAUCGAGGAGCAACACUUCGCCGUUGACGCCACGCCCACGAGAAACAGAUCGGGCAGUGAGUGCAGUGAAAACGAAGAGACAUCAGAUUGGCCCCGCAGCCCCGUGCUACCCGUCUACUGCGACAACUGAGACCCGCCCGUAACUACCCGGUACCUACCCUACCCGUUAGUGACACUAACUGCCGCACUACCUCCACACACGACGUGCAGGUAGUCGAUAGAUCUGACACUACUUCUGCUUGAAGAGAUAAGUUAUAUCUUACAACAUAUGAAGACGGAAGUUAGACUACGUUACAUCAUCAGUCCACGUUUUAAAAGUUAACUGAACGAUGAAAAGUUCAACUGAACUAUACAAACAGACACAUUAAUAUAGUUUAUUUGAUAUGCGUUCAAACGGAAGAGGUUCAUUUAGACUGCCGUAGAAAUAUCGUGCGGUGUCUAAAUAAUCUUGGAAGGUAGAAUAGAGGGAAAUAAUUAUGUUGCGAGUAAAUACUGAUUUUAUCAAGGAUUUUAUGAGUUAAGUAUCAUAUGAAAAAAUAUUUAGUUAGCAAUACUAAAAAUGAUUUUUUUUUGUUGUAAUAUGAGCUCCCUUGGUUGAAUAUUCAGUAUUCAUCUUACAAUAUAAUUAUUUUAUCCUAUUUUACUGUCAUCUUAGUCUGUAGAAUAACUCGAGUCAAUGUAUAACUGCCCCAUCGACGAAUAAGCUCUAUCCUCCAUCUGUGGUACUUUAGUGUCACUUCUGCCACAUAACGGUACUUUUAGUGUUAAUCCGGCAGCUCACUGUGUCCUAGCACCUUUUGGAAUCGAGAUCUAAUUUAUAUAAGAAGUUUAUUAAGAAACAUUGACAAUUUAUGCAUAUGUAGAUAUGAAAUAAUAGCAUUGAAUUUGAGAUUGACAUUUUUAAUGAGAAUUUACGAUAAUUGAAUAAGGCUUUUUGUACACGAGGCAGCGCAAGCUCGCGGCUCGCGUUGCCCCGUGUGUACAGGGCUUUAGACAUUCAUAGGAAAGUCUAGAUUUCGAAAGGUGUUAGUUAUUUUGUUAGAAACUUGAAUAAUAAAUCUCUAUUGGGGUGACAAGUUAAACAUAUCUGAUAGCCGGGUCCAUUGCUUUCUACGCAUUGAAACUGACCGAACAUUAUAUUCUGCUUUCUAUCAAAGUCCUUGUUGGAAGUCGGUACAUGAGUCAGUUUGAAUGUGGGAAACGAAAUCGCUGUAUUUUUAAUGAAGAAAAAUUCUGUGUUAAUUAAUUUAUAUGAGAAAAGCCGAGGUUCUAAGUUAAGUGGAAUGUGCUUGUAUGUCUCGAAAUAGUGCGCGAUCCUAGUUUUUUGAAAAUGUCAAAAUGUAUGAGAUCCGUGUGUUUGGGUGUUGUCUGUAUGAGAUCAGUGGUGGGACUGUGCGUUUUAUGGUUUUAACGUUCGCAGUUCACUCCCGGCUGUGGUUAAAACUCUAUUAUAGUGGAAUUGCGAUGGAAUUGUGUUUAAAUUGCUCCUCUAUUGCUUCUCGGCAAUAUUAAGCAUAUUGGUAUUCAAAGUUUUAAAUUAUAUUAAAUUAACUCGAUUGCUAUCCGACUUGUCACAAUUGUAUCGCAACUGUCGCGCCACAGUCGCGCCACAAUCGCUUUAAUGUAUGUUUCGAACUUAGAUGUAAGUUAAUCCGUAUAAAAAGGACAAAAAAAAAUCUAAAAAAUGGUGCAAUUUCAAAAUUAAUAAAAAAAUGCAGUUCAAAAUUAUUAUUAAUUAAAUAAAAAUAUUAUCCAAAGUAUUAUGAAAUGUAAAAGUUGUUUUCUUUUUAUACAAAUGUAUUGCAUUGUGCCGAUUGCGUUUCUUUUCGAGGGUUUCUACUAAACGGGCUUUAACAAUAAUAUUCUUUUUUAAGUCUAUUAAACGAAAACAAUUUUGCAAAACUUCAAUUUUUAGUCUACUUCCAGGAAAAAAUUAGAAAAAGUAUCCUUCGAAAAUACAUCUUAAUUAAACAUAAUUUUAGUGCCUCUGAAACCCGUAAAAGUAAAGUUACAAAAAAGCUUCAUAAUUUUAAAUCAAAACCCAUAAGAAUCGCCAUCGGUCAACCCAAGCUUUUCCCUACUGUGAUUUUUUCUUACAAGAGUGAAAAAGAAGUAAAAAAAUAAAUAAAACAAUUCCAUAUUUUUCUUAGAAUAAGUAAAAAAAAACGUUGAUUUGGGGUCGUUGUGAUCGAAUAGUAAAAAGUGUUCAAAUACUGGUGUUAGUACGCAUAGUAUUAAUUUAUAAUUAUAUAGAAUAAUUAAAAUUGGUGAGCUUUAAAAGUUUAAAAAGUUUUGAUUAAAAGUGUUUAGUCGGGUGACUAUUCUGCUGUCGACGUCGCGGACGACCCCUUUUUGCUUUCGUUUUAAUUUUAAGAAUAACUCCCGUGCACUGAAGUGUCACUUGAGAGUCGGUUUCUUGAACGCCGAUCAAUAAGAAAGUUAGUUCAUCAAAUAAAUUGUUUGAAACGCUGUGUUUUGUAAGUCUUAUGCCGAUCAGUUGUGACUACAAGGCUUGGGUACAAAUUGCAUUUCUCGAGUGCCAACGCUAUUGAAACAUUCAAAUGUAUUGAACUGACAAGUCAAAGUCACGUCACUUGUCGAAAA